Molecule: messenger RNA, 3240 nt
Organism: Lampris incognitus (smalleye Pacific opah)
Lineage: Eukaryota; Metazoa; Chordata; Actinopteri; Lampriformes; Lampridae
Gene: ripor2
Product: RHO family interacting cell polarization regulator 2
Exons: 22
Coding region: 1-3240 (1079 amino acids)
Source: RefSeq, a predicted model, not a curated record
AUGGCUGUGACCGAUAUCACAGAGGAUGACCUGGGUGAGAUGAUCCGCGAGGAGGCAGAGGACGUCUUCUACGAUGAUGGGGUGUCAUCCCGCGUCCCGGAGAUCAUGGCAGCGGGCAUCCAUUCUCCGGGAGGGCCCAAUGGCAUCAUCCGGAGUCAGUCGUUUGCCGGAUUCAGCACGCUACAAGAGAGACGCUCACGGUGUAACUCGUUCAUGGGGAACUCGGCGGUCCAGAGAAAGCCGCAGGCCAAGCCCAAGAAGCCCCACUUGUCGGGACACAAGGGGAGCAGCGGCACCAGAGAGCCGCAGCCCAAAAGACUGGAGGAGGUCUACAAUGCCCUCAAACAGGGCCUCGAUGAGUAUCUGGAGGUACACCAAACAGAGCUGGACAAACUCACCUCGCUGAUGAAGGACAUGAAGAGGAACUCCCGUUUGGGAGUCCUGUACGACCUUGACAAGCAAAUUAAGACCAUCGAGCGCUACAUGAGACGCCUGGAGUUUCACAUGAGCAAGGUGGAUGAACUGUAUGAAGCUUUCUGCAUCCAGAGCCGUCUGAGGGAGGGGGCGAGCCGGAUGAAGCAGGCCUUCUCCGCCUCUCCCUCCACCAAGGGAACCAAGGAGAGCAUCGCCGAGGUCAACCGCCGCUACAAAGAAUACACAGAGAACAUGAGCACAUUUGAGGGUGAACUGGAGAACCUGCUGGGGGAGUUUCACAUCAAAAUGAAAGGUCUGGCAGGUUUUGCGAGGCUUUGUCCAGGAGACCAGUAUGAGAUCUUCAUGCGGUAUGGUCGCCAGCGGUGGAAGUUGAAGGGGAAGAUCGAGGUGAACUCCAGACAGAGUUGGGAUGGGGAGGAGAUGGUUUUCAUGCCCCUUGUCGCCGAUCUCAUCAACAUCAAGGUGACAGAGCUGAAGGGUCUGGCCACUCACAUCCUGGUGGGCAGUGUGAUCUGUGAGACUAAGGAGCUUUUCACUGCCAUGCCUCAGGUGGUCGCUGUGGACGUCAACGACCUGGGCACCAUCAAACUCAACCUAGAGGUCACCUGGUUCCCCUUCGAUGUGGAGGACCUGACGCUGUCCUCUGGCAACGUCAGCAAGGCGACGGCCCUCCAAAGACGGGUGUCCAUCUACAGCCAGGGCACUCCAGAGACCCCCACCUUCCAGGACAACGCCUUCUUUUCCACCUUACCAGACGAUGUAUUCGAGAAUGGCGGCUGCAGCGUGACCGAGUGCAAGCGCCUCUCCUUCACCUUCUCUGACACCUCCGGCUCCACGUCCAGCCCCAGCCCCGGCCCUGGCAUCCUCUCUCUUGGUCUGUCCAACCCAGAGAUCACCGUCACACCCCCAGAAAUGGACCUGCCACCUUUGCAUCAAAUCCUCCCGACCAGAGAGGACUCCAUUGCGGAGGAGGAAAAUGUGGAGGAGGAAGAGGAGGAGGAAGUGGAGAUCGGAGAAACGGGUAGCAGGGGAAGUGCCAGCCUCGUCAGUGAUGAGGCUGACGUGGUGGACGACUCAGAGUGGGAACGCAGUCCAGUGAACGAGUCCCAGCAAAACUCAGCCGCCCCGUCGUUGUGUUCAGACAGCCACCUCUCCACGGUGGCCCCCGAGGAUGUCUUCCUAGACAACGCUGAUGAGCUGAAGCCUGUGGAGUUGGACACAGAGGAGGCCGGCAGUCUGACCAGGCAGCUGGUGCGGAGACUGACCUCCUCAGACAUGGGACCCCACAGCAGGGAGUGCUCUACAGGUGGAGGAGAAGGAGUGGGGGGAGGAGGGAGUGGGAGCCUGAGCUGGGCCGGGGAGGGCAGCAGGGCCUUCCUAGAGAGCAGCCUGGAGGAGGCAAUCCAGAACCUACUGAUGAGGUUAGAGUCGCUGACUCAGCGCUGCCGGGAGCUGCAGGACCUGGAACAGGAAGUGAUGCGGCUGGAGGACCUGCUCAAGUGUCGCCUGCCGGGCCACAGGAGCCGGUCGUCCAGCCUCAGUCUGACGGUGGAGAGCGCCCUGGAGAGCUUCGACUUCCUCAACACUUCCGACUUCGACGAUGAAGACACGGGAGACGACAACACCGUCCUCUCCGCCCCCCAGCAGAGGUCUCCUCUCUUCGAUAUGGAGGGAGACCGGAUCGGGGGCCAGCAUCCAGAGGCCAGGGGCCACCUCAGCGAGGCCCUGACAGAGGACACCGGUGUGGGAAACAGUGUCGCUGGCAGCCCCCUCCCCCUAACCACUGGAAACGAAAACCUGGAUGUGGCGAUCGUCAUUCACCUGCAGUACUGUGACCACCUCAUCCAGCUGCUGAUCAGCGUGGGCAGUGGCUGGCAGCGGUGCGGCCUCCUGCAGAAGCUCUGCGGUCAGACUCAGCUGUUGGAGGAGCUGGGAGAGAUCAGCAUGGACCGACUGGGAGCCAUCACAUCUGCUGCUGAUGUUCUUCCAGGUCUGGCGGAGCGUCCGGGGCUGAUGACUCUGUGGUCGGACUGCAGCGGGUCGGCCGGUCUGUUUCACACCACGCUGGACCGCGUGUUCAAACACAUGAACCGACACUACAUGCCAACGCUGCAGGACGGGCACCCGCACACGGCUGACACAGUGAUCAGUGUGGUGGUGGGGGAGAUGGUGGACCGGAGUGACCUGGUGUCAGCGGCGUGUCCUCCCAGCCCGCUGGCCUCGGCCUUCUCCCAGGACGUCCUGACCGUCUUUCAGUUCCACAGCUACGUCCUGCAGCACGGCAUCCAGGACAUGGAGACUCACCUGCUGCACCUGGCCAGAGAAGGUGUAUUUGCAGAGGCCCUGACCAGUGGAGACUCUACUCGGUGUCUGUCGGAGCUACAGGCUGUGUCUGUCUCCUCCUUAUGGCCCAGAGCCUCCACGCUGAGGGUUCUGGCCUCCCUGCUCACCAGGGAGGACCCCCAGAUCAACAGGGCAGCAGUCGACUACCUCUCCUCUGCCGUCACCCACUCCCACUUCAGGAAUAAGGCAAUAGAGUGCUACACCCAGGCGCUGUCAGAGGCCAGUGUUCUGAGUCAAAGGGCUGCCUGCGCCGCUCUCAGCUGCCUGCAGGCAGUAGAGAGCAUCAGGGCUGUGGUAUCUCUAUGUGAGUCAGCGGAUGAGGAGCUGCGUCAUGUAGCCAUCGAGACCCUGCUUACGUUCGGUGAGGAGGGGCGUCUGGCAUACGAACAACUGGACACCGUGCCGGGGGAAAUUAUCCAUCUGGGUACGCGGCGUGGCAACGCUGUCACUACUGCCUUCUGA